GCAGCCGCCUCAUGAACUAAUCCUCCACCGCACUUUUUCUUCACAAACUGUUCGGCUCUUGUCGUUCCAGUUUCGGGCUGAUUAUCCGGCAGCACUCAGGAGGAUUAACAACGUGGACAUAGGAGGGAUGGAGCCCUCCCGUUAAAGUUAAAAUCACGACAGAAGCUGAGUGUGUGAGUGUGUGUCUGUCUCUGUGUCUGCGGGCUCCUCCGGUGCUCUUACCGUGCUGAGCGAGCGGCUGUCCCCGCCUUUGAGGCCAUGGGCUGCGGCUUGCGGAAACUGGAAGACCCGGAGGACAGCAGCCCCGGGAAGAUCUACUCCACCUUGAAGAGACCACAAGUGGAGACCAAAACAGACACUGUGUACGAGUAUGUGCUGCUCGACUUCAGUUUGGAAGGUAGCCGUCCCACGGUGCAGUAUGUGGCUUCGCUGUCUGAGCUGCCCCAAGCCCUGCAGCCCUACUACACACAAGGCUACGUCCUGACCGCCCUGCACCCCAUCAUCUUGUCUGUGGGACGCACCCGCUCACUGCCCUUCAGCCUGCUCUACCGUGCCAUCCUGGCCCGUCCCAGACCCAGUAAGCAGACGGCGUCCAUGUGUCACAGCGUGCCGGUGUUGAGGGUGGAGGAGUGGCCGUUACCUGGAGAUUCACUGACUGGUGACACUGUCAGAGCGCUCAUCGACAGGGUGAACAGCAGCGCUCGGGGCGGCGUUCGAUUCGUCGGCUCCGUCCUCCAGCAGGUGAGCGGGAUCAGCAACGGCAGGGUGCACAGUCCGAAGAGGGGCUGUCGCUCCCCUCCUCAAACCCCUCCCCGCACCCCGCCUGGAGAAAGAGAGCUGGAGGAGAACACCUACAGCCCCGAUCUGAGGUUGCUGGUUUUCUUCCACUCCUGGGCUCCGGGCUGCGCUCCUCUGGACUCGUUGGCCUGUCAGUACCAUCAGGGGGCACUCUCCAUGCGCGUCUCCAGGAAGGGCCAGGUGGUCAGUUCCCUGGAGGCCGACUGGCUGGAGUUGACUGCCGCUUACUACCGCAAAGGCUGGUCCCUGGUGGACUCCUUUGUGUACUGGGACACUCCGAGAGGCGAGCCGGUGCCAAGGUCGCUGGAGGGAUUGUUUGUCUAUGAAGAGAGAAGCACCUCUCCUCCCGCCAACGACACCAUCGUCGUAGAGCAGUGGACGGUCAUCGAGGGAUCCAAUGUAAAAACAGACUACGGACCCCUCCUUCACACUCUGGCUGAGUUUGGAUGGCUGCUCACCUGUGUGCUGCCCACGCCCAUCAUCCGACACGACAGUGAUGGUAACCUGGCCACCAAGCAGGUUGUGUUUCUCCAGAGGCCCGUCAGAAAUCAGGCAGCGGCUCAACCGAGGAACAAGUCUCACUCCGUGCACAGCGACGUGUCCAGCCGCUCCGUGAGCCGUGCGGUCAGCAGCUCCGUCCCUCCAGAGGAGCUCUCUCCCUCUGCCGGAGGCAUCGGGGGCUUCCCGGUGUUCGGAGGGGGUUACCCCAGCACCCUGUCCCACCUUGAGGAAGGCGGCUUUGAGCAGGAAGAGGGGAAGGCCGAGGUCACGUGCAUGUGAGCAGGGAAAACCGGACGGAUGCAAGCUUUCUCUCGGGACUGAAGUUCAGGAUGUAGACAUUGUUAGAAUACUGGGGGAGAGUAUCUGAGUGAAGACCCUGCCCUGCGUGUUCCUCCUCACAGCGGGACGGCAGACUCUGUCAUUCGCCAUCAUGUUCACAACCUCUUUUCUUUUUUUUUAACAGAGACUUUAAUGUAGAAGAACUCAGCACUUUUUCAUGUUUUUAAUGAAGCCAUUAUGAGAAUGAGGUAUUAUUUACAGGCGGAUCUGUGUUCAAACUUUUAUAUAGAUGUAUCGGGGAGAGAAACAAGUCCACAGUGGACAUUUUACACAUAUUUAAAUGCAUAUUUUUAGGUGAUUACCAACUUUUCAUCAGAACAGGUGCUCAUGGGAAACGGUUACAGCAAUAUAAAGCACAAGCACACAUUUCUGCACUGUUGAUAGAAUUAUUUUUUGAAACACCCACCCUAAAAUUUAAUUUCCUCACAGAUUGAGAAAAGCCACCUUCACUUCUCCUCAAGCCUUUUCUUGAUCCUUUUAACAUGUUCCUCUACGUCUUUUUAACUCGCCUUCAGUCGGUGCUUUGUCCUCACAGCUCUUCCUCUCGUCUAUAGACUGAGGUAGGAUGUGAAUAUCAAUCAGGGAGGCUGUCAUCGUUUUCGGUGAAGGUGCUGACUGACCAGAGGAGUACAUUUGUCCACAUACAGUAUUGUUGUAAAAUGAAGAUGUCAUUUGCAACAUUUAGUUUCGAUUAUCUUUUUAAAACAUAUGAACGCAACUGAGUUCAGGCCUGUCUAGUCUGAUUGGCGCCAUAUCACGAUCAUUCUGGAAAUGAUUACAGCUUAUCAUGCACAUGUCUGACAGUAUUUAAUAUUUGAGUGUACAUGUCAAAGCUGCAAAUUGCUGCUGAGUGUUUGAUUGCUUAUAUAAGGUACUGGCAACCCGCCUGUAAUGAACAGUGUUUUAUCUUGAAGAUGACGACAGUAUUUUAUAAUGCAGAGAAAGGGAAACGGUGCUGUUUUUGUCGUAGAUGGUUAGUAUUUGUAACUGUAAAAACCUGGAUUUCAACUCUUUAUGCAUGUAAACAUUCCUUUUUUUUCUGGAGGGGGGAUCGAAUGUACAAAUAUAAUUUAGGUAUUCCAUUGUUUCUGAGUCCUACAUGUUUUGAAAUCCCAUCAGGGUUUUUUUCUAAAUAUCAGUAUUAAUAUUCCAGUCUUUCCUUUUUGGAGAUUUGUACAAUUUGCUGUUUGGU
Scomber scombrus (Atlantic mackerel) is the source of this 2830-nucleotide messenger RNA. RefSeq names its product raftlin family member 2 (gene rftn2). The transcript has 9 exons. Lineage: Eukaryota; Metazoa; Chordata; Actinopteri; Scombriformes; Scombridae. Bases 259 to 1578 code for a protein of 439 amino acids. The record is from RefSeq and is a predicted model, not a curated record.